AUGGUUGUUUCUCAAAGCCUUUAUUAAAUCCAAAGGUCAGAGCUGGAGGAUAAAAGAUGGACAGGAAUCUGUGGGUUUGUGGCCUCGACUAUUCAACUGCAAAUUCAGCCUCUUUCUGCUCUUUGGGCUCUUUAAGAUACAAAGGCACAUGUAGGGAAAAUAGAUGAUGCACUUCUAUUUUAAUCAAUUUUCUUUGUGUUUUUAUUCUCCAUUACUCUCUCUCGGUUGUGUUAUAUACAGCCCGAUCGGUACAAAUCUCCAGAUUGUGAGGGCCGGAAUAUUCUAUUCUAUCUGAAACAAUAGCCGGCUUGUUCGGUCCAUCUUCUCCUGUGUGUGUAUGGGCUGUAUGUCUGUGUGUGUGUGUGUGUGUGUGUGUGUGUGUGUGUGUGUGUGUGUGUGUGUGUGUGUGUGUGAGAGAGAGAGAGAGAGAGAGAGAGAGAGAGAGCACAUGUACAGCUCAGGCUUAAUUGAAGGCGUGGUGAGGAUUCUCAUUAGUAUGUCAGGCACAUGGUUCCGCUAGGCUAGCUGGCUAGCUGUAUCUAACCAGACAGGUGGAGAGGUCAGGGAUGGAGUGGAGAGACUCGGGUGCUCCAGUUCUCUGCUUCCUUUUUGUCUGCCAGAGCUGGCCUCAUCAUUUCGAUCACUUUGUCUUCUUCUUGCAAGUAUUUUUUUCUUUGUUCAUUUGGGAGCUCAUUUGUGAACCUACUUGAGUGUCUGGCUGAAAUUCACGAUUCAAAUUUGUUGAAAUAUAUACAGUACAUGUAAGUGCAGAGUGUGACUGACUGGUUUGCUGGAUAUACAGCAGGAUACAUAUACGAUAUAUAUCAUUAUCAUGAAACUAUAUAUCCGCUAUGAUUUUGGAUGUUGUUUUUCUUGAUAUGGCAUUCGUGUCAUCUUUUCUUGGUUUUAAAUGCAGCAGUGCAAUAAGUGAUGUCAUUUUCUGACCUUAUUAGAUUGUGCUACCUUUUUUAAUAAUUGCCUUUUCUGACUUAGUCAUUAUAUCCACAUUAGUGGUUCUUAUUUAUCAGAAAUCGCAUCAUGUUAGUAAUUUUGUGAAAAUGCCAAUAGUCAUCAAUGUUCUUGGCCUAUCUUGUCAAAAAAUGUUGUAUGUUUGAUUUUGUCGCCCCAUCCUUGCAAUAAUGAAGUGCUUUUUAGAAGAUUUUUAAAACAUAUCAACGUUUAUACUGUGUAUUGCCAAUAAAUAUUGUGAUAUUAUUUUUAAGGUCUUAUCACCCAGCCCUGGCUGGAGACCUGAAAGUCAGAUUGCUGCUGUGUUCAGCUGUUCUGCAGUGACAAAACAUGAAUAUUUCACAAAGUGUAACCUGCCUGUAGGGCUGCAUAUAGCACUUAAUUUCACAAUGGCCUAGCUAUCUUUUUUUAAGAUUAUUAUUUGAUUUAUCAUUGAAUAUUCAAAAUGUCAUACAAUCUUCCUCAUCAUAAUUCUUUCAGAACCCAAGGUGACAUUGUUAAAUUGUUUUGGCUGACCAGCAAUCCAUGAUGCUGGAACCAGAUUAUGAUUGCCUUUUUGUGUAAUGGUUGACCUUAACAAUUAAUCAGUAAUCAAAAUAAUAAGAUUACAUUUCUGUUGAUCAACUACUCAAUUAAUCAGCUAGUUCUAGAGCUCAAGGCUACUUGUCAGAUUUGUACAUCUACAGAUCAUGUUACUAACCAAGACUGGAGUUUUUAUUAAAACCCAAAAGUGUAACAUAUCAGAUCUAUCAUCCUUAACAUUAUUACAAAUAUUCUCUAAACCCUUUUAGUCAGACGUUAUAGUCACUUGCCAAUGUACCAUCUAAACCAGAGGCACACCAUCUGGAGAGGUAAACCAUUCAGAUUUUGGGGCCCCCUCAAAAAAAAAGGGAGAAGGGGCCCCUAAUAGACACUCAUAUUGGUCCAUUUUGAGUUAACAACUAUAAAUCCCUUUGAACCUCCCAUAAAGCCACUAUACUGUUCACCACUGCUGCCUCAAAACCACUGCUUUAUGUGUUGACGAUCACUGGCCUUAUAAUAUGGGUUAUUUAUAAUGUGACACUAUUGAAGUUUUUUAGCCGUUAAUUUGGGUUUGAACUAGUCUAUAUUUAUCUAUAUUAAAAAAUGUUGAGCUCUGGACAGAAGAAAAAUAUUUUGAUUUUGGGCAUUUUUCAGGAGUGUCACAAUAUUUCUAACAUAAUGUUGAUGAACACUAGUUAGAAUGGCCCCCUGAGAAUUUUUGCCCCUGGUCCCCAGCAGACCCAGACUCGCCGAUGUAAACAGUGUUUGAUCCUAUAGAAUGAUAUGUCUCGAAGUGGUUGGAGCAAAGAAAUCCCUUUGAGCUUAAUGGAGGUACAGUAGUCACAUUAUCUCAGCCAGAGCUCACUCAGCUGAAAGCCAGUUGAAACAAACCAGCGUGUGAAUUAGGGUCGUCUUGCUGACAGCCUCUUACUGCUGCGUUGAACAAAAAGGAAAUGGUACAAUCAUGUGAUGGGAGGCUGGUGAUGUUUUGAUCCCUUGGCAACAUGGAGCUAUUAGAAGUAUAAGAGCAUUUAUUGAAAAGAGCUACCUGUAUAUAUCUACAGCAUGAGGUGCUUUAAUGUGCGAGACAGCGUGUACGUAUGCAUAUUUUUCCUGUGUGCAUAUAGUUGAUAUCCUUGUGUGUGCCGAUGAGGGUAUGGUGUGGGCCAGCAUACGCUUCAGUAACUGUGUUAAAGAAAGCAAGAGCUCCCUCUUCUUGUCUGCCAGAGACAGGGGCCAGCUGGACGAAAUCUGCCGGAGUCAGGUUUGCCAUUAGGAAGGCAGAAUCUGCUUCUUCUUUUUUUUUCUUUUUUUUUAUCAUUGUAAAUCUGAGGUGAUGAUUAGCUUAUAAUACCUAAUAUAGUAGCGUUUCAUUAAUUUGAUAGUCUGUUAUUACUCGUCUUUCCCCCUGUUACUUUAGGGGCACACAGUUAAAAGCAAUUCUCUAAAGGCUGCUUCAUAAUGAGCUCUUUUUUGUGAAAGCACUGCAGCAACAAUGCAGAUAACCUGCUUCUUUCUCGAGCUCGAUGACAAAAGAAGGCGCGUAUACGAAGCUGCGCUUGACGCCGACGCUUCGCAGAAUUGUUAACAGGAAGGUGACUAGACAAUCAUGAGCAGUCGCGGACAUAAAGUCACCUCAUGGCACGAUGCUCUCCUCCUCAAGUCGUGGACCACAGCAGCCUGCCUCCUCCACUCGCAUCCUUCCAGCGGCCCCGCCCCUUCGGCACCUCCCCGGCCAAUGAGAGACGACGCGCGGGUUUUUUUGGCUCCGUGAGACUCACUACGCCGCGGUUCAUUCAUCCUCUCCGGCACGCUGCCGCUAUACUUCCAUCCCCGACUCUCCUCGAUCACUUCGCCGGCCCCCGCCGACACCUCCGACACACACACGCGGUCCGUAACAGCAAGCAGCAGCCUGACACGAGAAUGGUCAUGAAUGUGAAGUUCCUUCAUACAGCAAAGACAGAUACAGCAGGGGGCUGGACUGGGAAGGUUUGUGGGCAGGAUGAAAAACGCAUGGAGGCAGAUGGAGGGACGGAGCCAGAUAUCAUGCUAAUAGAGGGGUCGACAGAGACACAGUGGCGUCAGGCAGAGCUCCCACAGCUCCAGGGCUGGGCAGAGAAGGGAUUGCUGACACAGCCAAAGAUGAUUAUCAGUAACAUGGAGGCUCCAGUGACAAAUGGCCCCAGUGGAGGAGGCACCACAGCCAACGGGCCGACCACCAACAGCCGUGGCUGCCCCUCGCCCAUGCAGACUGGCCCAACAAAUGACGACAGCAAGACCAACCUCAUUGUCAACUACCUGCCCCAGAACAUGACCCAGGAGGAGUUCCGCAGCCUGUUUGGCAGCAUCGGAGAGAUCGAGUCCUGCAAGCUGGUUCGCGAUAAGAUCACAGGACAGAGUCUGGGCUACGGCUUCGUCAACUACAUCGAUCCAAAGGACGCAGAGAAAGCCAUCAACACGUUAAAUGGACUCAGACUUCAGACCAAAACGAUCAAGGUGUCAUAUGCCCGACCCAGCUCAGCCUCCAUCCGUGAUGCCAACCUGUAUGUGAGUGGCCUGCCCAAGACUAUGACCCAGAAGGAGCUGGAGCAGCUCUUCUCCCAGUAUGGGCGCAUCAUCACCUCCCGCAUCCUCGUCGACCAGGUCACAGGCCCCGCAGGUGGCUCCCGAGGUGUGGGCUUCAUCCGCUUUGAUAAGAGGAUAGAGGCUGAGGAGGCCAUCAAGGGCCUGAACGGACAGAAGCCAUCGGGUGCCGCCGAGCCCAUCACGGUCAAGUUCGCCAACAACCCCAGCCAGAAGACCAGCCAAGCUCUCCUGUCACAACUCUACCAGUCCCCCAACCGUCGAUAUCCAGGCCCCCUCCACCACCAGGCCCAGAGGUUCAGGCUGGACAAUUUGCUUAAUAUGGCCUAUGGCGUAAAGAGGUUCUCCCCAAUCACCAUCGACAGCAUGACCAGCCUGGUCGGCAUGAACAUCCCCGGGCACACGGGCACUGGCUGGUGCAUCUUCGUGUACAACCUGUCCCCGGAUUCAGACGAGAGCGUGCUCUGGCAGCUGUUCGGGCCCUUCGGCGCGGUCAACAACGUCAAGGUGAUCCGUGACUUCAACACCAACAAGUGCAAAGGCUUCGGCUUCGUCACCAUGACGAAUUACGACGAGGCAGCCAUGGCCAUCGCCAGUCUCAACGGCUACAGGUUGGGCGACCGCGUCUUGCAAGUCUCCUUCAAGACUAACAAGACACACAAGUCCUGAACUUUAACAUGUAGAAGCAGUUGCCCCGCGACUUUGUCUGCUCCAAAAUUGCCCCCGACCUCCCCCCCUCCCCUCCACCUCCACCCGUCCCUUAGCCCCUUCAGUCACUACCACUACCACCCUACUACAGCCAUCCAACACAGCAAACUCCAACCGGAACACAAAGCAACCGACAAACCAUCAAACAAAUUGAACUAGAAAUGGCUUAUAUUAUAACUUUGGACCUAUAAGCCAAUGUUGCCUAAGUAUUACAAAAAUGAAAUGAUGAAAAUGUUCAUGAGUUUUUGGAAGCUCUGUGAUAAUGCAGGCUUCUCUUUGUUGUAUAUUCUUUCUGUUUGUUGUGGUUGUUCAAAUGAUUUUUUCUCUUCUGUGUAAACAGUAGCAAAUCCCUGUAUCCCCUUAUUUCAGAGAAGAGAAUGUCCUUUUUAGAUUGAAACCUUUUCUCUGUCUUGAUUCAGGAUUUGUUUUUCUUUUGUAAAUCCGGAUCCACUGUCGUUAGUAUUAUAUACCUCCCUGUCGGUGAAAGGGAGGGGGCUCUUUUUUAAAUUGGUGAACCAUUCAUUCAUUUUUAGUGUGUAUUAAAAACUUCCCCUUAUCAAUUACAGACGGGAUUCCACGAUCCCAGUAACUCUGAUGUAGAAAAAAAAAGAAUUUCUAACAUUGUUUUUGUUUUGUAUCGCAAACAAAACAUAACGUCUUUCCUCACAGGGGUUCAGGGAGAUGGGGCGAGGGAGGGGAUGGGUUAGCUUUCCUGACGACACGUUCAGUAAUUUAAGAAAAAAAAAAAAAUAACACUGUUGCCAAAGAGAAGAUCUCUUUGCUUGGAAAAAAAUGCGUUUAGAAAAAGAUAAAAAUAAAGAGAAAGAAGAUCUAUUUUUAUAAAUGAUAAUUAAAAUAAUAAUUAUUGAAGAAUUUUUACAAGAAUCUGGAUUUGAAAAAAGAGAAAAAUAUUUUGACUGGCUAACUAGGGGGGGCCGGGGCGGGAGGGAGGGGGCACCACCUUGUCUUGUCGUUCUGCCGUGGUACUUUAUAGGAUCAAAGGUUGUUUGAUUUUUUGGGGACUCCAAGUUGGCAGUGAUUUUGUAGAUGGAAGGUUUUGUGAAAAAAGGGAUGCAAACUGAGGCAGGUGAUUUUGGUAAUUUUUCACAUAUGUACUAGUGCGUAAUUAUUCAACAGCGAUACCCAAAAGGGAAGGGAGUGGGGUCUUUCUAAGGCCUAACCAUCCUUAUAGUCCAGAGCCCAAAGCAAGAAGACCCUUUGUCCACUUGUUUUCCUGUUUUUGUCAUCAGUCAAUAUGGGAUAUCAGUAAAUAGAUAUAUACACAUCUAUCCAUUUAGAGAGCAUACUAUACAUUAUCUAUAUCAUUUUCUUCGCUCUGCGUUUGUGAACUUACAUUUGAAAAGAACUUCCUUUUAGCGAUCAACAGUAGGUGCUAUACUACAUUAUUCACAUAUCUUAAAUAUCCAAGUUUGUUGUUCUAUGUGUUGUUUAAAGAAAAAAAUACUUCGAUGUUGGCAUUGACUUGAGCUGCUGUUCUUUGUUUAAUAUUUGUUUAUUGUUGGCCCAAAAUAUCUGGUGAGACUAUUUCUUUGCCGAAUAACCAGAUAAAUGAAACUUGGGCCUUGUAAGAAUCACUGAACAAAACUUUCAUUUAGUAUUUUUAAUUUUCUUUUUUAAAUUUCUUUUUGGUUUGGCUUGCUGACUUUUAGGUUACUUGCUGAGCGUGAAACGUUUGUCAAAACUAAAUGAUGAUUAGCUAGUUCCGUUAGUCUAGAUAUUUGUUUCCUUAAAAAGGAUCUAUGACAACUGUGUCUUUAUUUGCUGUGUACAAAUAGAUGAUAUAUAUAUACAUAUAUAGUCUACAUUUGUUUUACAAUAUCUACUGUACUAUAUGAGUUGUCACUGUUCUUUUGUUUGAGCUUGUCCUUUUCAUAUGACAACUUAUUAUGAAGUGGUGGUUCAGUUACUUAGAAAAACUUGUGAGGAAACUGUUCAAUUGUUGUCAUGUUGCUUGUGGAGAAAAAAAAAGAUUUGGAUUAACUUUCAGUUAGCUACCGCGGCAAAAAGAAACCGAACAAAAAUCUUAGAAUAUAACUGUAUUUGUUUAGCAGUUGAUUUACUUAUCUAUUUUUUAAAACUAUUUAUUUUUUAUUUAUUUGUAUUUAUUAUAUAUUUAUUAAUUGAUUAAUUUAUCUGUGUAUUUAUGUAUUUAUUUGUUUCAUUGUCUGUGUAUUUGCGUGAUUCUGGUACAGGGAGGGGGCGUUUCUGAGCAAAAGGGAACAAAGCGACUAGUGGAGAGGCUCUGCCAGUAGUCCACUGCACUGAGAGAAACUUUUAGUACGUUUGUGCUUUGUACCAAUAUAUCAAAAUUACAAUAUAAAAAAAUCUAAAAGUCAAGAAAACUGAAAAAAAUGUCUGGAGGGUUGGGGGACGCUCUUCCCUUAUUACUAGAAACAGUUACUCGCUAUGCAUAACCUAGUUAAUAGUUAAAUUUGCUAUUGCUUUUUUCUUGUCUUGUUAAAAUGAAAUCUUUAGAUCUUUUUCAAUAAAGUUUAGUCUUAAUAGAAUGUUAUAAACAGUCGUUCUGGUUCAAUAUAACCUGUGAUAAGUUUGUGUAGUUCUAAAAAGCCACUCCGUCCACACCCUCCCUCCACUUACUACCGCUUUGUGAUGAAACCUUAUGCAAAAAUGUGGGUCUGAAAGCAUAGUUUUCAGUUUUCAGUAAAAACAUUUUAUAUAACAUUCAGCUCUUGGAGGCUUGGGCAGAUACAUUUUAAAAGGAGCAAAUGCCCAUUGUUGUUUGAGGGUCAUUCAUUGCACUGGACUAAAUCGGUCAAAAUCACUUAAGAGUCAAAACUUAUUUUUAAAAAAAAAAAAAUAUUCAUCAUGUUUUCAAAUGACAUACCAACAAAUCUUUAAAAAUGAGAAAUUGUUACCAUUGCACACCAACUGUUAUUUAAAGCAGUUGUUGCUAUACUUAAGAAGUACUCUGGAGGUAUGAAAAGGGAUUGUACCGAUUCUAUAUUUUAUAUACUCUAAUAUGAUAUAUAUUAUAUAUUUUGAAAGGUGAAAGGUAAGGGAAUGGUUCCAGAAGUAUAAAUAUACGGAAUUGGAUUUUUUCUUUUUUUUUGUUUGUUGUGAAGACUUGAAAACAUGAAGGAGGUGUGUGGAGAGCAUUUUAAACACUCAGACGCAUGCUCGCAUAAGUACAUCCUUCUCUCUCACACCUCAGUCAUCUGACGGGCCGGGUCAUCUUAUAUCAUCAUUACUAUCCAGUCAUCAUCUGCGCCAUCCAAUCACAUAGUUUUCUAACGUCAUAACGGCAACAAACCAACCAACUCAUCCACCCACCCGCCAACAAAAACCAGACCCCUUCAUGCUCCCCGCCGCCGUUGGGAGCUUGAAUUAUGCAACGACCCCAGUAGAAUGUUGUUCUGAUGUGUGAACUAAUUUCCUACACUGUAUGACUUUUGAACUCUUACGAUGCGUGCCUGUGUUCCGCCUAGACCCUGUGUGCACGUGUGGGAGUGUGCGUGCGCGCAUGUGUGCAUGUUCGUAUGCAUGUUCCUUUAUGUAAUUUGUGUGCGUGUUGUGCGUUUGUCCUCAUAUGUUUGUUAGCGUGGAGUGCAUCGAAACGUGCGUAUGUACAGUAUAAACAUAUGUUCAGUGUUUGUGAUUACGUGUGUGUGAUUGUAGCGCACACAUAUACAGACGUGUAUGUGUGUCUUCCCUUGAGUGCAUGUGCGCGCACCCGUGUGCCAGAGGUUGCCUGUGCGGUUUGUUUUGAAGUGAAAGUGUGUGUGUGUGUGUGUGUGAAAGUGUGUGUGCAUGUCAGGGUGUUUGAAACAUGGGGCUGCGUCACCUCGCUCUAUGCCCAACCCCUAUGGCUCACACCAUCCCCUGUAGCGCCUUAUAGUGGCAGCCUGCCAGUAGGAACAACGCAGCCAGUAGUGGAGGAGGGAAGGUGAACAGAGGAACUAGGCUCUUCUUGUCAGUUUUCAUUUUUCCUCCUGAGACGUGUUUGUUUACUAUCUGAAAAAUCUAUAAACGAAAUCUUUAAAGACAAAAAAGACGAAAAAAUGUUCACAGGGCCCCAUGGCCGCGGCUCUCUCUACUCUCUCCUGCUUAUGUUAUUACUUAACAAUUAUCAAUGAUGAUUAUUAUGAUUAUUAUUGCUAUUAUUCUUAGUAUUCUUAUUCUUAUUAUUAAUCCAAUUACUGCGAUGAAUGACUUCAUGUUAUCCUUGCUAGUUUAGGUCAUUUCUGAAACUGGAAACAAAAAUAAAAAUCUUGCUGUAAAUGUUUGUUUUUUCUUUUUCAUAAAACUGUUGUGUUUGAAUUAUUUGUACUUUUGAAUGUUGGGACAAUAAAAUGAGGUGUUAAGAGCUUG
Acanthopagrus latus (yellowfin seabream) is the source of this 9132-nucleotide messenger RNA. It is a transcript of the gene elavl4, whose product is annotated as ELAV like neuron-specific RNA binding protein 4. NCBI's taxonomy places the organism in Eukaryota, Metazoa, Chordata, Actinopteri, Spariformes, Sparidae. Gene Ontology annotation, cellular component: ribonucleoprotein complex. The record is from RefSeq and is a predicted model, not a curated record. The coding region runs from base 3130 to 4743 and encodes 537 amino acids. The transcript is spliced from 11 exons. Gene Ontology annotation, molecular function: RNA binding.